AAGUUUUGUAAUUAAAUACAAAAAGAACAGUUAAUUAAUGCAACUAAGAAUUUUAAUCUCCUUAUUUUUUUAGUGUAAGAUCGCGAAACAUUGUGCACAAAUAAACCGUUUUGUGUUAAUAAAUUAUAUGUAUGUUUGUAAAUGAAAUCUAUGUGUAAUUUUUUGCACAGGAAAUUUGUAGAGUCUGACUAUGUGCAAAUGAAUCUUUAUUUUUUCGUAUUUUUUUGGAAAAAUAAAAAUACGAAAAAAUAAAAACUAAAAAGAAUAAAAGAAUACUUCGUAUUUACUUUGCAUUUUUUUAUUCUUUCACACAUUUUACGAGCAAAAUUUUUUUCAACUGACUGAUUUAAUUGUUAUGUCGUCGUUUCUCAAGCUACGCGUCACCGAAUUUUUCUCCCUUCUUCAACUUGCCAUCACACACGAAGAGAAAGAUGAUCGUCGACCAGUUACAAGUAACGGGUACGUUGACCGCGUUCCACGAGGAAGACAAGACUGGCGGCUAACGAGUUGCGUAGAUUUACGAAAGAAAUCGAAGAAGUAGGUGCCGCAAACGCGAUUCCGUUUCUCUGAAAAAUUGUAACCUGGCAAGUGCAAAAGUGAGAGAAGCGCGAAAAAGUGACGAUCCCGUUUUAGUUUUUCAUUGAAAAAUGUCUCUCGAAAUGUAUCUCCUCGUCAUCGUCGUGUUGUUGCACUCUUGCGCGCUUAGCGUGUCUGACAAGCAGGAAAGUGCGUAUAAUCAUACGUCAGGAGCACUGAAUUCGUCUCCAACACCUUUGCCGCAAAUCAAUAUACGGCAGGCGAUAAAUUAUCCCUAUUAUCCAUUCAGACCACCGCAAAACAAAUGUCCUUUGUGCGACAGUUCGGUUUACCCUUAUUGCGGCGAGAAGUUGUUCCACGACGCUUGUUGCUGCACCGAUUCCCAUGAUUUACCGUAUCAAUGCAAAUUAGCGGACUGUCGAUUUCUGCACGCCAACAGCUGUAAAGAGCAUCGACUAAUCGCCAACUGCUGCUGCAGCGACGAUUAUCGCACCGUCUUAAGAAUUCUGGGCCCGGCAUGAAUAUUAAUUAAUCAUAUCAUACAUCAAGUAUAAAUUUGUCGGCAUGAUCCGUUCAAAAAAAAAAAAAAUAUCACAGAAUCAACUGCCAUGAAAAUAAAAAAAAAAAAGUUGUAAUCC
Messenger RNA from Pseudomyrmex gracilis, 1175 nucleotides. RefSeq lists its product as uncharacterized. Bases 648 to 1058 code for a protein of 136 amino acids. The record is from RefSeq and is a predicted model, not a curated record. The transcript has 3 exons. Lineage: Eukaryota; Metazoa; Arthropoda; Insecta; Hymenoptera; Formicidae.